AUGGCGAGCGCCACUGGCGCGCCCCUCCCCCCGCGCGUGGCGCGCGAGGUGGCGCGGGAGCUGAAGGCGCUGCAACAAAGCGCGCUCGACGGCAUCCGGGUGACCGUCCACGACGAUAGCAUCGCAACCGUCCAUGCCGAGAUCGACGGCCCUGAGGGCACGCCAUACGAGGGCGGAGUGUUCCGCAUGAAGCUGCUGCUGGGGCGGGACUUCCCCAACGCCGCCCCAAAAGGCUUCUUCCUGACGCGCAUUUUCCACCCCAACGUGGCCAAGAGCGGCGAGAUCUGCGUGAGCGUGCUAAAAAAGGACUGGAAGGCCACCCUCGGACUCAAACACGUCUUGCUGGUGGUGCGCUGCCUUCUGAUUGAACCUUACCCCGAGUCUGCUCUUAACGAGGACGCAGGGAAGCUGCUUCUGGAGGAUUAUAACGCGUAUGCACGCCAUGCCCGCCUCUUCACAUCCAUCCAUGCCGCCCCUGCCUCUUCCUCCGCCCUGACCUCUGCCGGGAAAGCCAAGCAGCAAGCUCAGCAGUCGCAACCGCAACAGCAGCAGCAGCAGCAGCAUGAGCCGGGAAGGCAGGAGGCAAAUAAUCAGUCCCCCAGCAAGAACCAGCAGAGAGCAUGCACACAGUCGGCAACAGCAGCUGACCUGCUUUCGGACUCUGGCCGCGCUGCUUCUUCUCCAGCUGCUGCAUCUGCACCCCCUGCCACUCCCACUCCCUGUGCUCCUGGUGCUGCUGCCACUGGCACUGACACCGCAGUGAGUUCUCGAGAUUCCAGCAGCACCACUCCACCUGCCCCGCCUCCCAGCACGUCUGUUGUUGAUCGUACUACUGGCAAAAACCUGGCUGGCAGUGCCAGUGUUUCGUCAGCCCAUCACACGCCCCUGGCCACCAAUCGGUCGCUUGCAAAUGCUGACUCUAGGCGGCAGGCAAAGGAAACGGGAAACGGGUCAGCGGCAGCAGCAGCUAUGGGGGAGCCUGUGGCAGCAUCGAGCACGGGUAGUGGCGUGGUGAAGGCUAAAGGGAAGGGGGAGAACACGGGCCGGGGUGGGGGAGAGAAGAAGGCUGACUUGAGGAAGAAGAGCCUACGGCGACUGUAG
This is a messenger RNA of Closterium sp. Naga37s-1, 1101 nucleotides long. The record is from the annotation of a GenBank genome assembly. Lineage: Eukaryota; Viridiplantae; Streptophyta; Zygnematophyceae; Desmidiales; Closteriaceae.